Molecule: messenger RNA, 951 nt
Organism: Trichoderma reesei QM6a
Lineage: Eukaryota; Fungi; Ascomycota; Sordariomycetes; Hypocreales; Hypocreaceae
Exons: 2
Coding region: 1-951 (316 amino acids)
Biological process (GO): mitotic cytokinesis; actomyosin structure organization
Cellular component (GO): cytoplasm; myosin II complex
Molecular function (GO): myosin heavy chain binding; cytoskeletal motor regulator activity; calcium ion binding
Source: RefSeq, a predicted model, not a curated record
AUGGUACGUACGAGCCGCCGCCCCGUUCAUUGCCGUCUCGCUUAUCUGCUAAACCGCUAUUUCUUCUCCGUACCGUCCCAGUCUUUGUCCACAACGUUCAAGCCCUCUCCCCUGGGUUACGGUUCUCCCCCCAGCGUUCGAAACUCGCCGUUCCGCCGGGUCGACUCACCGUCAUCGCCCUCGCCGCUCCGACAAAUAACGCCCACGAGCUCGCCAACCAAAGCCAGCGCCACCACACCCAGCAGAAGCUCGAGGCUUGCGAGACCAACGACGCCGACCGCCACCGACGAGCAGGACGAAACCGCAGAGCGAAACAAGACACCGGAGAUGACGACUCCCACAAGGACAUCUCCGCCGUCGUGGAGGGCUACAUCGAAGCUGGCAGUGGGCGGCUCUUUGGGCGGUAGCAGCGCCCUUUCACAGCUUCAGCCUACUCAGGUUAGGACAUUGAGGGAUGGGUUCCAGAUUCUGGAUCGAGACUGUGACGGGGUCGUCAAUAGAGAGGACGUCGCCGACAUGCUCGGCCAACUGGGCCUUCCCGCAGGCUCCUCCGACAUAGGACGCUUCUUCCCCCCUUCGAAACCACAGACCAUGACAUUGGCCGCCUUCCUCAACUCGCUGGCAGAGUCCCUGGCGGUGCUGUCGCCCAGCACCGAGCUCUUAUCUGCGUUCUCGGCGUUUGACGAGGACGACAGCGGUCAGAUUGACUGGGCGGAGCUGAGGGAUGCUCUGCUCAACACACCGCCGGAAGCCGGGCAGUCGGCCCUCAGCGCUGCGGAGGUCGACAAGGUGGUUGAGGGGUUCACGGGCCGUCGAGCCUUCAACCGCAACAUGAAUGCGCACUUAUCGGCAAGAAGGGGCGAGGUGUUUAGAUAUCAGGAGUUUGUCCACUCCAUCAUGGGUUCCAACGGCGGGUCCGAGGGAGGGUCUCACGACAGAGCCGACGAGUAG